Molecule: messenger RNA, 6206 nt
Organism: Hypanus sabinus (Atlantic stingray)
Lineage: Eukaryota; Metazoa; Chordata; Chondrichthyes; Myliobatiformes; Dasyatidae
Gene: parvg
Product: parvin, gamma
Exons: 15
Coding region: 1039-2010 (323 amino acids)
Biological process (GO): cell projection assembly; establishment or maintenance of cell polarity; substrate adhesion-dependent cell spreading
Cellular component (GO): actin cytoskeleton; focal adhesion; cytoplasm
Molecular function (GO): actin binding
Source: RefSeq, a predicted model, not a curated record
UCAUGUUUUUGCCAUUAAUUUCAGACUGCAAAAAAGUAUCUAUGAGUUCAAAGUAAAUUUAUUAUCAAACUACAUAUACAGUACAUCACCAUAUAUAACCUUGAGAUUUAAUUUCUUGUGAACACUCAGUAAAUACAAGGAACAUAAUAAAAACAAUGAAAGAAAUGAGAAAAUCUGCCGAUGUUGGAAAUCCAAAGAACACACACAAAAUGCUGGGGAACUCAGCAGGCCAGACAGCAUCUAUUGAAAAGAGUACAGUUUCCAUUUCGGGCCAAGAUGGGAGAGAAAAAGCAGAGGAGUAGAUUUAAAAGGUAGGGGGAGGGGAGAGAGAACCACAAGGUGAUAAGUGAAACCCGAAAGGGGAGGGAUGAGGUAAAGAGCUGGGAAGUUUAUUGGUGAAGAAGAUACGGGACUAGAGAAGAGGGACUCUGAUAGAAGAGGAAAGAAGACCGUGGAAGAAAGAAAGGGGAGGAGCACUAGAGUGAGCCAAUGGGUGGGCAAGGAGAUAAGGUGAGAGGGAAAAGCAGAUGGGGAAUGGUGAAGUUGGGAGGGGGCCAUUACUGGAAGUUCACGAAAUUGACAUUCAUGCCAUCAGGUUGGCGGCUACCCAGAUGGAAUAUUAAGUGUUGUUCCUCCAACCUGAGUGUGGCCUCAUCUGACAGUGGAUCGAAAUAGGAAUGGGAAGUGAAAUUAAAAUGGGUGGCGCUACGAAUUUGGUUUCAAUUUCCAUUGAAUGAAGAGCCAAUGAAAUGGCAUCUACUGCAGAGCUGUUGUGAUGGUAGAUAAAUUGGAGGAGAUCCAAGUCAUUUCUCAGGAGGGAGUUGAUACAUUUCAUCACCAGUCUCUCAAAGCACUUCAUCACAGUGGAUGUAACUGCUACUGGACAAUAAUCAUUGAAGCAGCUAUAAUUCUUCGGCACUGGUUUAAUUGAAGCCUGGCUGAAACAGCUGUGAUCCUGGUUUGAGAUAACCCUAGCCAAGGGAAAGGUUAUCCCUCCGUCCAUACUUUCAUCACCUAAAAAGAACAUAUGUGAAGGAAAUGGAUUCUUCUUUUGCUAAUAUUGUUGCUGCCUUUGAAGAAUCUAAAGAAUCUACAAAAAUUGACAUUCCUCUAGGUGAAAAAAGAAAGUUCAUACAGCCAGCAUCACUGAAGAACCCUAAGCUGGAAGAAUUAAUGAUGUUUCUCAUUGAUUGGAUCAAUGCCACAUUGAAGCAAGAUCACAUUGUUGUUAAGUCGCUGGAGGAAGACCUGUAUGAUGGAUUAGUGCUGCACCAUCUAUUAGUGCAUUUGGGUAAAGUCAAACUGGAUGUAGAAGAAAUUGCAAUGUCUGAUGGUGCACAGAAACAGAAACUCAGUGCUGUGUUGGAUAAAAUCAAUCAGCUUCUCCAAGUUACAAAGGAUGACAGUCCGAACUGGAGUGUAGACUUGAUCCAUAACAAGGACCUGAUUGCCACUUUGCAUCUCUUGGUUGCCAUUGCAAAGCAUUUCAGACCUGAUAUUCACCUCCCAGAAAACGUGUGCGUGGAAGCAAUAAUUCUUGAGAUUGACAAAACAGGAAUAAAAACAACAAAAGACUUGGAAUAUAUCACAGAGAAAAGGGCAGAUAAUAAAGAACAAAGUCAAAUACAGGAAGCAGACAACAUUAACGACCUAUUUAAGCUCAAGCCUGACAAAAUAAAAGUAGUGCAACAGGCAUUGCUUCAUUUUGUCAACAAACACGUGGGGAGGCUUGGUGUGACUGUGAAUGAUCUUGGCUCACAGUUUUCCAAUGGAGUAAUCUUGAUUCUAUUAAUCGGACAGCUGGAAGGCUAUUUCAUUCAUCUAAGCAAAUACUAUUUAAGCCCCUCGGAUGACAAAGAAAAGCUUCACAACGUCUCUUUUGUGCUGGAGCUUCUUGAAGACAGAGGACUGUUAAAUUAUCCAAUCAAUCCUCAAGACAUUAUAAACUUGGACAUCAAAGCCACAAUGCGGAUCUUGCAAUGCUUGUUUGCUAAGUAUAAGGACAAGUGAAGACGGACUCAGGAUUUCAAGCAGAAUGAAAGGAAUCUUCAUUUGAGUUGAUUGAAGAUCAUCAGAAGAAGAGUGAAAGGAAAGAGACUUGUGUUAUAAAAUGCUAUAGACAUUUUUGUGGUGUAAAGUUUCAUGCAUCCUUUGCUUAAAAUAUUCAAACAAUUACCUAAUUAUCUCCCCACAACUGGUUGAAAUUAACUGUAGCACAAAUUUGCUUCAAUGUAUAAUUCAUAUAAAUUUUAUACAAACUGAGUUAAAUCUAUUUUAAAUAAAAUCUAAUGGCAAAUUACUGUUAAUGUGCAGAAGUUAAUCUAAGAUCAUUAAGAGCUGAAUAACAUUUCACAAAAGUAAAUAAUUCAGCCUUUGCUUAAUUUUUUCUCUCAUUGUCAGUGGGAUUUAACACACCUCUAUUUUCUCUGUUUCUGUUGCAAUGAGUUUAAUUGUAUUGUGACUUACUAAAAUAGCAUUUUUAAAGACUGUUCUGUCUAGCCGAGUACGUGAGGAAUUAUACUGGUGUAAGCUUGAUGCUUCUGUGAAUUUAUUCACUUAACUACAUCAUUCAUAUUAAAGAAAAUUAUUGGUCCCAGUGAGCAGCCUCCACAGCAUUUUCCUAGAGUAGAAUUGGGCUACUUAGACAGAAAUUUCUGAUUUGUGAUUUGAGUUUGGUUAGUUUAGCUGAAGCAUGAGUUGAAGCAAAUGAAUUAGGUAGAGAGGGAAAAGUCAGAGGGACCAUUCUAAUGAUCUUUACUGAACGGAGUGCAAUCACAAAUCAGCUAAGGAUAACGUGAAGCUCAGUUUAGUCUCUGAAUGGCAGAAUGAAAGGAUGAAGAGUGACCACAAGUAACUUCACUCUUGGUAUUUUAUCCCAGUAUAAAUGAUGGAGGAAGAAGGUGAGAAUGCUGCUUAUUAAUACUGCUUAAACUCAUGGGGUCCACAUCCCAAUGGUCUGCUCCUCAUUGCGACAGGGAUUUGGAGGAAUGGUAAUGAAAUGUCCUGACAGACUCAGAAUGAGCUUUGCUAGCUGUAGAAGUUGUCAGGGAUCUUUUAAUGGUUUAUAAAUAUCUGACAGUCAGAAACAUUUAGUGACAUUGAAGCAUACAGUUAAAGACACUUGAACCUCAAACAGAUGGCUAAAACAAAGUGAUUAAAAUGAUUUAUCCCUCCCCCCCCUUGCUUGUUAACCCUUUGCCUAUAAUCCCUUUGCUACAGGAAGGAUAUCCAGGUCAGACUGGUGUAGGAUUUAAGCUUCAUCACGUUCUUGUAGGAUACAUUGAACAUAAUUUCCCCCACUGGACUGCAGGGAAGAGUGAAUCGAAAAAAUUAACCUUGUGUGUUUGUUUAGACACAAGUACUGUAGAAAUAGUAGCAUUAUUCCAUGGUGGCCCAUAAUUUCAGUUACAACAACUGAUUGCAGGCUGUUCCAAUCAUAAAUAGCAGUUAAGUAAUCUAGCUCAGGUUUAAACAAAAGUUCAUGAGAGGAAAUGAGUGUUGUAAAAAACCAUUGUACCUCUCAAGCAUAAUAUGUCAAAACUGUAAAAAUAAUGAACUGAAAUCAUCAUGCGGAUCGGUAGGAUCCGGGCUAGAACAUAUAGAUCAAUAUUACCUCAGAGACUAUUUAGUUAUUAUUGUGAGAGCAUUGAGUUCAUGUCUGGUUUCUAGGGGAGAGGACUUGAGCUAUUUCUUAACUUGCGUAAGAUGAAAACCUUCCUCAUGAAUGCUAAUUAACUGAACAUCACUGACAAAAUUUGCAUUGGGAUAUGGAGAAAAGCUUCAUCUUAGACAAUAGACAAUAGGUGCAGAAGUAGACCAUUCGGCCCCUCGAGUAAGGCUACUUCUAUACUUGUUUCAUACAAUAGCUUCAAUAUUUUAAAACACGGAGCAGUAAGAAAGCUGCUCUGGAGCUUAUCAUUUGGAGUGUCUAUCAAAAGCAAGGAUAGUAAGUGCUAAUGAGACUUUACCUAGCCAAAAUUAGUGAGUGUAAAAGAUUAAACAAGUGAAUAUAAAGAGCUUAGAAAGGAAUGCAGACCUUUUCACCAUUAAUGAAGAGCAGUUGAUGGAUAUGGGUAGGAUUUAUCUGUGGAAAUCACAAUUUGCUCAGAACAUGGAGAAACUGGGGAUAAACUGGAAUUAUUUUGGGGGUGGGGGAGAAAUUCAAGCUGUAUCAAAAUGAAUCUGUUGAGACUUGAAGUCCAAUAGCUUCUAAAUAUGUUUAAGAAAUCAGUAAACCCGUGCAGGUUCUUGAAAAUUGGAAGUAAGACAGGAAGCAUGCAGGAAUUUCUGGAAAGAUACUAGCAUGGAUAAAGCAGUAGUUAUUUGGCAGGAGGCAAAAGAAUGAGAAUAAAGGGAUCCUUUUCUGGUUGGCUGCUGGUGACUAAUGGUGUUCUACAGAGGUCUGUGUGGGACCGAUUCAGUUUACGCUAUGUGUCAAUGAUUUGGAUUAUGGAAUUGAUGGCUUUAUUGCAAAAUUUGCAGACAUUUCUGAGAUAGGUGAAUGGCAGGCAGUUUUGAGGAAACAGGGAGGCUUAGACACAUUAGGAGAAUGGACAAAGAAAUGGUAGAUGGAAUAGAGUGUUUAGAAGUGUGUGAUCACGCACUUUAGUAGAAGAAGUGCAAGGCUUGACAAUUUUCUAACUGGAGAGAAAAUGCAAAAAUCUGAGGCUUAAAGGUACUUGGGGAUCUUUGUGAAAGAUACCCUAAUGGUUAAUUUGCAGGUUCAGUCUGUAGUGAGGAAUGCAAAUAUGAUGUUCACAUUCAUUUCAAGAGGACUAGAAUAUAAAAGCAAGGAUGUAAUGUUGAGUUUUAUAAAGCACUGGUGAGGCCUCACUUGAAGUUUUGUGAGCAGUUUUGGGCCCCUCAUCUUAGAAAGAAUUUGCUGAAAUUGGAGAAGGUUCAAAGGAGGUUCACAAAAAUGAUUCCGGGAUUAAAUGGAUUGUCAUGGCAAUGACAAUUUGAUGGCACUGGGCCUGUAUUCACUGGAAUUCAGAAGAAUGAGGGGUGAUCUCAUUGAACCCUAUUGAGUGGUGAAAGGCCUAGAGAGAAUAGAUGUGGAGAGGAUGUUUCCUGUGGUGGGAGAUUCUAAGACCAGAGGACACAGUCUCAGAAUAGAGGGGCAUCUUUUUAAAAUGGAGAUGAGGAAGAAUUUCUUUAGUUAGUGGUGAAUCUGUGGAAUUCUUUGCCACAAGCAGCUGUGGAGGGCAAGUUUUUAUGUUGGUUCUGAGAGGAAAAAUGGAUUAGCCAUGAUGAAAUGGCAGAGCAGAUUCAGUGGGUCAAAUGGCCUAAUUCUGCUUCUAUAUCUUAUGGUUUUAUCUCAUGGAAGCAAGUAGCUAGUCAGGCAGCAUGGUUGUGAGACAUUUCAGAACAGCUAUAUUUUACAAUUUGCAAUGAUCUUGCUUUACUCCAUUGUGUGAUUGUCAAUUUCGACCAUUGCCAGUUGCUUUAAUAUAAUGUAAUCUGAACUGAUUUAAUACUUAUUAAAUUAAGAGGUAUGAACUUGCUAUCGAAACAUAAUCAAACUUAGUCAGGUUGGUUUUGUACAUAAUUGACGUUCCGGAACAACCUUUUCCCACUGAAGUGUCACAUGGUCUGAUGCCAUGAAUUUGAUAUCUGAUGGCGGAAUUUAGCAGUUUCUCUCUGAUUUUUAUAUUAAAUUAGUUCCCUUGUGAUUAGUGUUUAUAUAACUUGGGAAGUGACACACUUUAUCCAUUGAUCUUGAGAAUCUUGUUCUAUUGUAAAGAAUAGCAAAUGGGCAUUUGUAUUUGAAGUGCACAAUGCUGAAUGUGUACACUGAUAGAAAAUGGAAAACUUAAUGGAUUGAUCUCCAUGUGCCAUUUAGUGUUUUGGUGGUGUUCCAUCUGAUAGUAAGAAAUGGCUGAGCCAAAACUUCCUGUAGCUAAUAGUGCCACAGCCACGGAUUCAGCAGCACAGUAGAUACGGCAAUUGUGCUUGUGAAUUUGUACGUGUCAGCUAACUAUUAUUUAAUCAUGAUAGUAUUUAACUCCAUACUUGUCGAGACUUGGACAGAGCAUAGCAACGCUUCGCUGCUGUUUUGCAUUCGGCUUUCCCUGAGAUAAUGGACUUCAAGUCAACUGACUAGCGAUAUUUGUCUAAUGUUUAGAUGUUCUUUUCAGCCGCAGUAUAGGUUUUGUUUCCCUUUUGAGAGUUUAACGGCCCUGUUUGGUCCAGCGUUUAUUGUAUUA